Messenger RNA from Plasmodium malariae, 8775 nucleotides. Its product is annotated as conserved Plasmodium protein, unknown function. Gene Ontology annotation, molecular function: protein binding. Bases 1 to 8775 code for a protein of 2924 amino acids. The transcript is spliced from 4 exons. Lineage: Eukaryota; Apicomplexa; Aconoidasida; Haemosporida; Plasmodiidae. The record is from RefSeq and is a predicted model, not a curated record.
AUGGAAGAGAAUAACAAUUUUGCGGAAGAUAUGAUUGAUAAAUUUUCUAACAAAGGGAAAAAAGAUGAUGGGAAUAUUUUAAUAUAUACAAAAAAUGAAUUUUUAUAUGUAUAUAUUGAGCUUAUAUUAAAUAAAAGAGGGUUUGGAGAUGAUCAUGAUAUACCCGUAUGCAUCAAUAAAUUUAUUUUUCAAGAUUUAUCAAAAAAUAAAAGAAUAACAGAAGAUGGUAUUGAGGAAGAAGAGGAUGGUAUUAAUGACAGUGGUGAUAAUUAUGAUGAUAUGCAGGAAUAUAAAUACGAGAAAGAGUAUGAGGAUAAAAGAGGAGGAACAUCAGCAACAGGAGAAGUAGCAGAGGGAGGCGUAGGUUUGCAUCAAAAUGAUAAUGAAAGAGAUCGAAACAGAAGUAGAAAUGAUUUCUUUAAUUGGGAAAAUAAUAUGAACAAAAAUAAUUUCGAAGAACGGGUAGAAUCGAAUAAUCCGUCAAGUAAUAUGAAUAAUAAGAGAAGUAAUUAUUUUUUAAAAAAUGGGAAAUAUAAUAAAUUUUUUGAUCCACAUGCUGGUACCUUAGAUAGUACUAAUGGGAAUGGAAAUGUUGGCGGUGCAAAUGUUAACAAUGACAAUGUUAGCGGUUGCAAUAUUAUCAUUAACAACAAUUACAGUAAUAACAACAUAUAUGAAAACAAUAGCAGUAACAGUAACAGAGCAAGCUUUGCAAGGAAAAACAGCUUUCACAUGGACCAUAGUAAUAAUAACAAUGGCAAUGUUAGCGGUAACAAUAACCCUAGUGGUAAUAAUAAAAAGUUCAUAUGGAGGGAGGGUGAUAAGGGCGCAUCGUCCUGGAGGUUCUCAAAGGGAAAUCAUAACAAAAUGAGCGAUUAUGUUGGUAGUAAUGUUGGCAAUAAUGUUGGCAGUAAUGUUGGCAGUAAUGUGGCUAAUGUUGGCAAUAACGUUGGCAAUAACCUUAGCAAUAACCUUAGCAAUAAUCUUAGCGGUAUUAUAGGAGGUAGUGGCAUUAGUAAAAACGAGAUGAAGCAACGAGGAAAUAAAAGCUAUAACAAAAAUUUUAAUAUUGAAAUGAAAAUACCAUCGCCAACUGUUAUGAAUGAUGAAAACGACAAUUACAACAACGAUAUAAUGCGAGUAUCAUCCAGAAAUAGUAGUUACAUUAAGGACAGAAAUGGGAUGCACUUGAAAAGAGAAAGUUUUAUUAAUGAUUAUCAUUAUGUUAACAAAAAUGAAAAUAAUUACACAAAUAAUAGUGGUGGAAACUCCAUGAUACAUUCUAUGGAACACCUUCCUGUGGACACUAACGAUGGAGUAGGUUCCAAGAGUGAUAAUAUAAGAAGAGGAGUAGAUAAUUUUAAUAUGAUAAAUUAUACAAAUGCGACGAAUAAGAAUUUAAAUUAUACUAAUAACUCCCCUGUUUAUUUUAAUAAGGGAAAUAGUAGCACCAUCAAAAAGGCAAAUGAUGUAUAUAGUUACAAUACGGGAAAUGGCGGAAACAAUGGGAACAAUAUGAACGUUAGCAGUGGUAGUAAUAACAACGUACUAAAUGUGGAAGAGUGGAAGUUAAAAAAAUUUAAGAAGGUCAACAACAGUGGCCAUAACAGUGGCCAUAACAGUGGCCAUAACAGCGGCCAUAACAUCGAUAAUAAUACUACUGAAAACCAUCUAAUGACAGAGGAAAAAAUGAAGAGGGGAAGUCGGCAUGAGUACCCAAGCAUGUUUACCAAUAAAAGUAGUAAUGGUCCGAACAAAGCGCAUAUAAAUGCGCAAAUUAGUAUAAAUGAGGGGAGUCUAUACAAUUACAGUCAACAACAGUGCAUAGGGAAAAAUGGUAGCAGCAUGAUGAACAAUAUGAAUGGAAUGAAUAAUAUGAGUGCAAUGAACAAUGCAGGAAAUAGUAGUAGCACCUUUGAUGUGAAAGGGUAUGCAAACGAUGAUAUACAUAGAAACAAUAAUACAAAUGACCAUGCUGAUCCUUUAUUAUUAAAUAGUGUUAAUAGAAAAGAUGCAAAAAAUAAUAUUAUGUUGAACACACAUGAAAUGCAAAAGGGUGUUAUCAGUCAUUUUUCAAAUAACGUUUAUUUUAAUACGAACAAAAAUCUUAAAUUAAAUGAAAAACGAAAUUUGAAAAAUGAAAAAAAUUUUAUCGAGGAUGAUUGGAGUGCUCUUAGAAAAAAAAUAUCUAUAGGUGAAAACAAGAAAGUAACUGAUGAUAUAAUGUGGCACAAGAUGAGUGAACAGUUUGAUAGAAACAACAAAAUUGCGUUAGAUAAAAUGUACACAAAAGGAGAAAACAACAACAAUGACAACAACAAAGAAACUAUCGUGGGUGAUAGCAUAAACAAAUUAAGAAAUAAUGAUAAGGGUGGUGCACUGAAGAAUGAUGUGGACUGCGGUAGUAAAGAGAAGGGAAACAACCUUAAUGGUAAUAACAACAAUAGUAAUAACAAUAGUAGGUGUAAUAGUGGUGCUCCACUGCAGCAGAAAAAUAAAAAAGCAGGAGAUAACAAUGCUAAUGUAUCCCUUAAUAACAGUUUAAAGUCCAGUGAAAAGAAAAGUAUGUCCAAAGUUUGUUCAUCUACGGAGGAUCAUGUGAGUGAUGCAGCCUAUGCACUUGAGGCCAAAAAUAACGACGAAGAAAUUAUCAGCAAUAAGGAGAAAGCAGCAAAUGGUGCAAAGAACAAACUGAACGCAGAAAAAAGUAAAAAAAAAAAAAAAAAAAAAAAUGAGAAAAAUGAGAAAAGCGAAAAAAUAGACAAAAACGACAAAAACGAAAAAAACGAAAAAAACGAAAAAAACGAUAAGGAUAAAGAGAAGGAAAACGAAAUAGACACCGAAGAAGUAACUGUAGCUGAAGGAGGAGGUCAUAGUAGAAAAAUAAAAUCUACCAUGGAAAAUAUUAAUAAUAAUCCUAGGGAAACAAGUAACGAUAAAACAACUAAUGAUAACAAUUCUAAUAAUAUAUAUGAACGUAUUUCUAAUAUAAUAUAUGAAAAUAAUUCCGAUAAAAUGUAUGAAAUUAACUGUAAUAAUAAAAUUCAUCUAAAUGAUCUUAUGCUCGAAAAUAAUAACAUUAACACCAUUAAUAAUAAUAUAAAUAAUGUAAAUAAUGUAAAUAAUAUGAAUAUUGUAAAUAAUAUGAAUAAUAUAAAUAAUAUAAAUAAUAUGAAUAAUAUGAAUAAUAUAAAUAAUAUAAAUAAUAUAAAUAAUAUGAAUAAUAUAAAUAAUAUGAAUAAUAUGAAUAAUAUGAAUAAUAUGAAUAAUAUAAAUAAUAUGAAUAAUAUGAAUAAUAUGAAUAAUAUAAAUAAUAUAAAUAAUAUAAAUAAUAAUAUUAAUUUUAACGAAAAAAAGGAAAUACUUUUUAAUAAAUUAUAUAAUACUGAUCAAACUAAUUUACAGGAUGAACGGAAAAUGGAUGAACGAAAAUGCACAGAUACAAAUCAAUUACACUGUAACAAUGAUGGAGGGGGUGCCGACGGAAUAAACUUAAAUAGGAAUAAUCAUAGCAGUAUUGGCACUGGAAAACAUACGAAUAAGAACAACUACAACCUUGACAAACAUAAAAACAGCAUACCAAAUAACUACUUUGCGGAUAAAGGUAAUCUAAAUGAAAAUUAUAUUAUGGCAAAUAGAAACCUUAAACAUGAUUCAUUCAAAGGGCAUAAUAAAUACAUCGAUGAUAUUAACAGUAGAAUUGGCAACGUGCCUCAAGAAAGUUUGUUACAGAAGAUAAAAAAAAAGAGUAUGUGCAUAGAGGGUAUGAGCAGUAAAAUAAUACCCACGUAUAACUCCAGCAUUACUGGCAAUGUUAAUAGCAUCGCUAAUAGCAACGUUAACAAUAGUGCGUUCAACUUGAGCAUGCAUAACAACAGUGCGUUUGACGGAGAUUCGUUGAAUCCAAAGAAUGUUGCUGAUAAUACUUUCCUGAACAUGUACAUAAACCAGAACAGAAACAGAAAUUUUGUGCAAAUGUCUAACUGUCAGAAUAAUAUGAACGAUCAUUUGUUGGGAAAUAAUUACAAUUAUUUUUUGUCCAACGUAAAUAAUAUGAACAGUGUGAAUAGUACGAAUAAUAUAAAUAUAGAUCUUACUACCAAAGGAAACCUUACGAUGAAGAUAAAUGAAAACCCAGGUGGUAAUGUUUAUGCAAAUGCUAGUCUUAACAAACGAAGUAGUACAUCGAACACUGAUAUAACACGGAAGCAUAUCAAUAAAAAUAUACUUCUUGAUACUAAUAAAGAUAUAAUAAUAGAUAAAGAAAUUUUGAAAAAUAUUGAAAAAAGCAGUUUUAAUUUUAAAAAUAUUCCAGAUAAAAUUAAUAAUGUGGACGAAAAUUUCCUUAACAGACUGAGUGAGAGUGAUAGAAAUGAACUAUUGAAGCGUUUGAUCUUAAGUAAUGCAAAACUUGCGGAUGCGUUGGAAACAGCUGUGCAGGAUGACAGUGUUGCAUUAACUACUAACAGUAACAAUAGAAAUAAUAAUAGCAAUAAUAGCAAUAAUAGCAAUAAUAGCAGUAAUAGCAAUAAUAGUAACAAUAGAAGUAAUAGUGAUAAUAAUAAUAUACACAGUAACAUUAUUUAUAGUGAGAACAAGGAUGAAAUUCAUCCAAACGAGAAAGUAAUUGAUAUGGACUUCAGUGGAAAGAAAUAUAACGCUGUGCAUGUAAACAACAGGAACGGAAUCUAUAUGGCAUCAUCAUAUUACAAUAACGUAAGUGGACACGAAUUAAACCCAUCACAUGAUGAUGCAGAAAGAAAUAGAAAGGAUACGAACGUAAAAAACGUACGUAAUCACAUGAACGGGAAUGGCAAGGCAGGAAUUGAUGUAGCCGCCGUAGGAGAAAGGAAUUGUAGGGGUUCCAUUCUAAGCAUGGGUAGAUGGCUCAACUUUUUCAAGAAUAGUAACAACUCAGGGGAUCAUGCUAAUGUGAAUGCCAGAGCGAAUGCAAACGUGAAUGUACACACGAAUACCAACGCGAAUGUCAAUGUCAACCCGAACACAGUUAAGCAAAAUGCGUUGUUGAACAGAUGCAAACCCAUGUUAGAGAUUAACACCUUGCCAAAUACUACAAAUGGCAACAACGAAUCACUAGUGUGUCCCACUUCUACAGUUUUAGAAGAAAAAAAAAUGAUUAACUCAGCAAGUAGUGCCAAUGUUGGUGCAUUAGUAGGAGCAAAUAUCGUCAAAGGGGCAAACUCAAAGUAUAACCCUUCGACGGUUAUUGUGAAAAAUAGGAUGACAGUGGAUGGUAUAAUAGACUAUAGAAGUGAUACGAAUAACCUGAAUGAAAGAAAUAGUAACAUAACAAGGAAGAUAUUUCAAAAACCAGAUGAUGAUAAAAAUAAAAUGUACGACAGUAAGAUAGACAUGGCUGAGCAGAGUAACGAACACUCCAUUAGUAUGAACAGUCGGAGUAACACAAAUAGCCACUAUAUGUGUAAUAAGGACCUAAAUAUGAUCCAUGGCAUUGCAAGUAGUAGCGCAGUUGGCAUUAAUGGUGUAGUUGACAGUACUAGAAACAAUAGUGGAUUCGUUCAUUCACAUAUCUGCAGCGACGAAGUAACCAAGAACAUUCAAACAAUGAAUAGCAUAAAUAAGAUAUCGGGUGAUAUAUGGCAAUACAAAGAUCCAUCUGGUAUUGUUCAAGGCCCUUUUUCAUCAGAACUGAUGUUUUAUUGGUGGACUUUGAAUUAUUUCCCACAUGACUUACCAAUCCGAUUUAGUGAAAAUAUGCAAUGGAUUAAAUUCAAUGAAAUGUUUCCAGCAGGUACUUUCCCAUUUGUUCUUCCGUUAACUUAUAUGAGGAAAAAACAUUCUUAUAAGGUCAGCACAGAUAAUGAUUAUGAUUUUUACAGCACAGAGUACAAGCAUGUACUCAACAGAUGUGAAGAAACAAGGUCAGCAGGUCGUGAAAAGGAUUUUAUUUUAUUAGAAAAAAAUAGAAAUGUAGAUAGCAACAGUAGUGUCAAGAAGAUUCAAGUUAACACUGUUAUGAAUAGCGGUAUGAACAAUAGCAGCAUGAACAAUAGCGGUAUGAAUAGCAGCAUUGACAGCUGCUCGAACAACCAAUUUUGUAAUGUCGGUUCGUAUGACCAUGCCAGCAGAAAGUGUAAUGUUAUGCAUAACAGAGAAUACAUUAAUUUUUUAAUUGAAAAGAAAGCACAAUUAAAAACAUUGAUAAUGCAUGAAAAUGAUGUAGAAAUAAUUGAAGAAAGAAGAAAACGUAUAGAAGAGUUAAAUAAACUAAUUGAGGCAGAACAACAGAAGAGAAUAAUUUUGAACAAUGAACGUAAUAGUAGCAGUAGUUGCAGCAGUGGUAACCUAAUGCAUGUAGAUAGAAACGACUAUAUAGAUGUUACUAACUAUCAAAUGAAAUCAGCAAGAUUAACAAAUAAUUUGAAGGAUAUAUUAAAUAUUAAUAACAACACACUUGCUAACACCACAGCUACAGCAGCCACAACUGCAACCACAACAACUGCAACUACAACAACUGCAAUAAAUGCAAUAACUGCAAUAACUGCAACUGCAACUACUAUGAACAAUGUAGAAAGUACAACAUUAAACGACAGCAAUCAUAUUAGAGAUUCUAUCAUUUCCACGAGCAAUUUUUUGAGCGAGAAUGAAGUUAGCAAUAAUAGUACAAACCUUAUCAAGUGCCUGACAAACAGUAAUAGUAAAAUUAUUAAUAGUAAUGACAUCUUAAUAAAUGAAAAGCACAACUAUCUUUCUAACGAAUUUUUAGAUAAAAAAGAGAACGAAAUGAGUAAUUACGCAAAUGAAACUGCAACAGAGAACGAUAGAAAUAACAGAAAUAUUUAUUGCAAUGAUAUGAACAAGGUAAUAAAAAGCGAAAUCGAAGUAGAAAAGCAAAAGGCCAUGCAGAUGAGCAUCAAUUUGGUUAAUAGUAAUAUGGUAAGUAGCAGUCUUCCAAGUAGUGGUAUUGCAAGUAGCGGUAUUGCAAGUAGCGGUAUGACGAGUAAUGGUCUUCCAAGCAAUGACUUAACAAGCAGUUGUUUAAUGAAUAAUGACAAUCUUGUGAGUGCAUAUCAUUCGGAUAGCAAUCCUAUUUAUGAUUCUUCUGUUGCUAAACAAAUAAGCUACAAGUUGAAUGUUGAAAAAUAUAAUAAAGCCCAUGCAGAACGGACCGAAGAAGAGAUAAAAAAAAAUGAAAGCUUGUCCACUGUUUGUAAUGAAAAGGAACAAGAAAAUGUAGAAGAACAAAUACUGGAGAAAGGCAAAUCGAUCGCUUCAUCCAAAAAAGACAAAAAAGGUAAGAGAGAUAACAAAAAAUUGAGUAAUGAUAACGAGAAAGAAAAGGAGAAGGAGAAAGAAAAGGAGAAGGAGAAAGAAAAGGAGAAAGAGAAAGAAAAGGAGAAAGAGAAAGAAAAGGAGAAAGAAAAGAGGGAUGAAAUUGAGGAAGCGAUAAAAAAAAGAAAAAGUGAAAAUUCGGAAAAAGGUAAUAAAAGCAUAGAUGUAGGAAAGGAAAAUGAAAAGAAAAAUAAAAACAAAAAAAAAAAGAAAGAUGGUGAAAUUAACAAAAUUAACAACGAAUCGUCUGUGGAGCAAUCAUUGACAGAAGGAAAAACAGUAGAAGUAGUAGAAGAAGGGUUGGAAGAGGGAGACGAACACACUGAAAGGAAAAGCAAAAGGGGGGGAGUUAAGAAAAUAGAAGGUACGAUAAAAUAUGAGGAAAAAAAGAAUAAAGAAAAUGCAAAAAGUGAGAGGGGCAAAAAUGAUACCACGAAUAAAGGUAACCUUAACAGUACAUUUGGCAGUGGUAAUAAAAGUGAAGGUGCUAACAGUACAACUAACACUGCCUCUAAUAGUGCUAAUGGUACUUCGAACAACGGGGCCAAAAAAACAAUGGAGAAGAUGAAGUGGAGUAUAACUGAGGAAAGAAAAAUUGACAAAUUGGUGGAUAUCAUGAAAGGCGAAGAAAAGAGUGUAAACAUGAAAAUUAAAAUGGAAAACACAAAAAAGAAAUUGGCGAAUAGUAGUAGUAGUAGUAGUAGUAAUAACAAUAGCAAUGCGAUUAAUAAUUAUAUUGGAAGUAAUAAUGGUAGUAAUAACAAUGGAAGUAAUACCCUUAAUGGUAGAAAAACAGGGUGGGAUGUUUAUUACAGUAAAAGCGAAAAAAAUACAGAUUACGUAGACUUUCCACACUUAACGACGGGGGCUAAACUAAAUAAAGCUAAGACGGCGAAUAAGAAUUCGCUAAGUAAAGCCAAUACCAAUACUGGUUCAAACAGUAACAAUAACGCUGGUAGUAGUAAUAACUAUAGUAGUAGUAAUAUCAUUUGUGCUCAUCUAACCGCGGAUUGUACGAAUACUGUUAAGAAUUGUGUUGUUGGAAUUGGUACCAGAAAUAAUAAUAACACCAUUAGUAGUGCAGAUUUAAAUAAUAAAAAAAGUAAUGAAAAAAAGAAAUGGAAAAAUGAAAGUGUAGAUACGAAACUUAGUGAGGAGGACAAGAAGUUUCCUCCUCUUACAAAUUCUACAACCAACAAAGUUGAGAAUAAUAAGAAGAAAACAAACUCAUCCGGGCAGGAAUUAACGGAUUUGAAACAGUUGACGAAUUCGUGCAAAUUGCCCCUAGAUGAUUCGCUGUUAAACUUUUUAAAAAAUUUCAAGAAAGCAGAAGAAAUUUAUGCGUUCCUUCAACACAGUAUUGAAGAUAAGAAAAAACUAAAUCAUUUUGCAAAUGAGUUUAUUAAAAUAAGCAACAAAAAUAAUUCGAACAGUAAUCCAAAAAAGAAGAAAAAAGUGUAG